ACCAAUAUCUAGAUUUUGGACAAAAACAUCAAAAAUCCUAAACCCACAAAAGCCCUAAUCCUUCAAGAGGCAGGAGUGUUUGCCCAACAAAAACCCUAGGACCUCUGCCAGAAUCCAUCUACUACUCUCAUCUUGAUUAUACCUUCAAUCACGCCGCAAUGGAGACGGAGAGACUAUCCUAUGGUGGCGGCGGUGCUCAUGUGGCGGAAGCCUUCAGUUUGAUGGUUCAGACGGUUUUGGUUGCUGAGAAAUCCAUUUGUUGGCUUCUGUUUCUGAUCGGAUCGAUACCCAACAAUGAUGAUGCUCUCUCAAACUUGCUUGAUGCAGAGAAGAGAUUUCCUUUAAGUGAUCUUAACAAAGUUGCAAGCCCUGAUGCUGAAUGCAAGGACGCCAGUGAAACAGAGGAUGAUAGUGACGAUGAUGAAGAUGCUGCUGUUGGUGAAGACAGUGAUAAUGAUGCUGAAGAUUCAUCUGGAGAAGACAAUGACGAUGAAGAAGCAGAUCCCGACAGUGAUUCAGAUGCGAAUGAUGAUGGAGAAGAUGAUGAUGAUGACGAUGAUGAUGAAGACGACGAUGAUGAUGAUGAAGAUGAUGAUGAUGAAGAUGAGGAAGAAGAUGAAGAGGAAGAGAACCAACCACCCUUUAAGAAGAAAAAGUAG
This is a messenger RNA of Lactuca saligna, 659 nucleotides long. NCBI's taxonomy places the organism in Eukaryota, Viridiplantae, Streptophyta, Magnoliopsida, Asterales, Asteraceae. The record is from the annotation of a GenBank genome assembly.